GGCGGCACUUGCUGAUUCUUGCUGGCGACGCAGAGGUGCGGGGCGGAGCGAGAGCAGGAAGAAAGAGGAAGGAGGGAAGAAAGGAAAAAUCGCGAAGAAAGUCACCCGGGACACGGAGCGCUCAGAACACGCAACGGGGAUAGAAGAGCGAGCGACAGCAUCAUGGCCUCAGUGUCCACUCACGGGAACCAAGAGAAAAGUCACCACUUGCCGCCCCUGAGCAAGCAGAGCCUGUUGUUUUGCCCCAAAUCAAAGCUGCACAUCCACAGAGGGGAGAUCGCCAAGAUAAUCCGAGAGUGUCAAGAAGAGAGUUUCUGGAAGAGAGCCCUGCCUUUUUCUCUAAUAAGCAUGCUUGUCACCCAGGGACUGGUCCACCAAGGCUAUUUAGCUGCUAAUCCAAGAUUCGGAUCAUUGCCUAAAGUUGCACUGGCUGGUCUCUUGGGAUUUGGCCUUGGGAAAGCUUCCUACAUAAGAGUGUGCCAGAGUAAAUUCCAUUCCUUUGAAGAUCAGCUCCGCGGCGCUGGCUUUGGACCCGAGCACAACAGGCACUGCCUGCUCACCUGUGAGGACUGCAAAACCAGGCGAGGAUUAAGCGAGAAGGCAGAGUCACAGCCAUCUGCUUCCUAAACCGAGGCUGUGGUUUCCAAUCAUUUUUAAACCUCUGACUUUGUACACAUUUAAAAUUUCAAGUGUACCUUAAAAUAAUAUACUUCUAUCGAAACAGAAACCUUGUAAUUCUCUCACCCCUCUGAAAUGCUUGCUGUGGAAGGAUCUCGAUUGACUUGAGCAUGGUAUAGUCUUCUCUUCUUUAAGAAGACAUUGGGAGCUGUCCCACACUACCCAGGAAAGAAGUUAAAGCCCGCCUUGCUUAGAGCUUCCGGAGAGAUCUUUGAAUAGCUUCUGGGUCAUCCUUCCCUGGUUCCCUCACUCUGAUUUAAUCUUUAUUUUCAGUGUUUUAAGUUUUUUGGUAGAGAACAGGAAUGGAUGAUGUGGAAGUUAGUUGGGACCAACUAAAGUCUAGAGCUGAGAUCUGUAACUCAGUGUUGAAGCAUUUUCUACGAAAGGGUCACCAUUCAAACCUAUGUAAUCAACAAUGUGGUCAAUAUGACUUGGUUCAUCACGACGGUGGAGCUGUAAAA
Messenger RNA from Rattus rattus (black rat), 1139 nucleotides. It is a transcript of the gene Ociad2, whose product is annotated as OCIA domain containing 2. Lineage: Eukaryota; Metazoa; Chordata; Mammalia; Rodentia; Muridae. Gene Ontology annotation, cellular component: mitochondrial inner membrane. Bases 163 to 627 code for a protein of 154 amino acids. The record is from RefSeq and is a predicted model, not a curated record. The transcript has 7 exons.